Molecule: messenger RNA, 1035 nt
Organism: Aspergillus aculeatus ATCC 16872
Lineage: Eukaryota; Fungi; Ascomycota; Eurotiomycetes; Eurotiales; Aspergillaceae
Product: nuclear transport factor 2 family protein
Exons: 2
Coding region: 411-905 (164 amino acids)
Source: RefSeq, a predicted model, not a curated record
AAACUUCCUCACGAACUGACUAGUGGGACGGGCUUCAUGGAGGAGCAGUGGACUGGCACUCCCGCGCGAGGGCACUUCUUCCGAUGCUUGCAGCUUAAAAGAAACACCUUAUCCGAAUGGACUGAACUGUAUGUUCGUUGGUCGGGAUGAUCAUCUACUGCCCUCACCUGUUGGUCCCGGCAGGUGGAGGGGACAUCAUGGAGCCGACGUUCAAUGCAACACCACAAACCGAGGCGAACCCCGCGUCGUCCACGCAAUCAAUAUACGUAUGAAAUUACAGGCACCAACUUGGCAGCUGAGUAUAAAGAUGAUCCAAGAUCGACUCUCACCAGCAACUUAGGGGUAGCAUAACUCUUAACAGAUCUUCUUUGCCAUUUAUACUCUCCCGAAUCGCACCUUCAGACUGAAUCAUGGCAUCUCUAUCGCUCAGGCAGUUUCUCGAGUACAUUCGGGCCUUCAAUGCCAAAGACUACCGGAAACAACACUCCUUCUACCACCCAGAUGUCCGUCUUGUCAUUCCCGACCCGGAGGUGGGAACCCUCGUGGGGUCCGAAGGCAUCAUGAAUCACUAUGCUGUACUUCAUGCCACCGCGGAGGAGACCGUCGUCCCCAUACUGGUCAUGGUUGACCAAGGGCACAUUUUCUUCGUGAUGGAGACAUAUUUUCGCUACUGCCAGGCCACAGACCGCGCUGUCCACGGGUACAAGGCACAAGCCGGAGAUGUGAUCAAGGUCACCGUGUGGGCACUGUACGACAUGGACGGUGGAAAGAUGAAGCACAUUACUUGCAACGGGCUCCACCAUGAAUUCCUUGGCACGGCGGAUGUGAAUCAACGGAUCAACGAGAGCUGGAGUCGAGCAGACAGUACGGUCAAGCGUUGCUGGGGCUCUGCUUCGCUGCUCUAGAAAGUAUUCGUACUCCGACUAGAAUACUGGACAUCAUACUCAUACAUCGUUCAUUAUCUAUCAGUACACUUCCCACCAUAGUAUACACAUCAUCAACCCACAACCUCCAAACCACAAACGCACCAAGAUC